Molecule: messenger RNA, 1901 nt
Organism: Doryrhamphus excisus (bluestripe pipefish)
Lineage: Eukaryota; Metazoa; Chordata; Actinopteri; Syngnathiformes; Syngnathidae
Gene: otud1
Product: OTU deubiquitinase 1
Biological process (GO): protein K63-linked deubiquitination
Molecular function (GO): cysteine-type deubiquitinase activity
Source: RefSeq, a predicted model, not a curated record
CCAUUCCACUGUUGCAUUCUUGACACUUGGACCGGACGUGGUGUGGACGUGUUUGUCAACAGUGAAGCAACGUGCCUUCAGACUAAAAGUUUUCUUUACACGAAACCUAACAAAUUGUAUCGUGUAACAGAACCAAAUCAUUUAAAUCAUUUGUACGUUAUAGUAGACCAUAUCACCUGUACGUUUUGAAGAAUAUGUCACUUAUUUGUUCGUACUCAGACGGUCUGUGGUCACGGGUGUUUUGUUUCGAAAUUCCCAAAACGGAAACCGGAUAGCUGUCGUCAAAUGUUACUUGAUUUGUACUGCCACACAGAUCUAUUUUCAUUUAAGUGUCUAAAAUUAGGGAGGCACCCCGCGUACGAGUGACGCGAGUGGCGCAGUGUCCAGUGGACAGUGUCCCCCCUCGCUAACAGGAAGAACCUUCCUCUGCGAGUCUGCCGAUGACAAGCGAGGAUAUUUUGGAGUGUGGCCGUCAUCGCGCUGUGACUGGCUGCUAUAAAGGACUCCUGCAGACAUGCAGCUCUUCAACAGCGCCCUGACGCACUACCCGAGGUCAUCCAGCAAACUUACCAUCACUUUGUCUAGCGGAACCAGGAGUCCACCUGAGGGAGACACACCGCCCCCGACACAGUUCGACAGUGCCAACAAGGAUCAGGUGAGAGAGGAUACUUCUUCCACCAAGAUGCCCGCCUUUUCUUGCUACGAUGCCUCUUCAACAAGGCCAAUGUACUUCACUACCACUGCCGAGUUGCUGAUACGCAAACCGGACGGAGUGGAGAGGGCGGUGCCGGUCCACAUCACCAGGGUACCCAAGCCUCCUUCCCCUGUCUCUCAAGGGGAUCCAGUUGGUACUGACGUGUUGGUGGACUUUAUAGAUCAGCUCAGAAACGGAACAGAUGAACUUUUCCUGGAAGACACCAAGCAUCUUCUCUUUGAGGACAAAGUACGGAGCAACAGGUCGGUCUCAUUCCACCAAGAUGAGCCUGUGGCCUCUGCAGCUCAGGUGGAGGUCCAGCCUGUUGAGGGAUGCAGUGACCUAACAGAUGAGGACCGGGCCUUUGAGCUUAGUGUCCUGCAGGAGUCCCACCAGCAGCAGAGAGGAGGUGACAAGGUUGCCCGCUACCUGGCAGAGGUGGAAACUCAGAAUAAGUACCUCCAGGAGAAAAACAAGUUCAGGUACCACAUCAUUCCAGAUGGCAACUGUCUGUACCGGGCCGUAUGCAAGGCCUCCUACGGCGACCAGGCCCAGCACAGCGAGCUGAGAGAGCGCACAGUCCACCACAUCGCAGACCACCUGGACCAGUUCAACCCCAUCAUUGAAGGCGACGUGGGCGAGUUCCUGAUCAAUGCGGCGCAGGACGGAGCCUGGGCCGGAUACCCCGAGCUGCUCGCCAUGAGCCAGAUGCUCAAUGUCAACAUCCACCUCACCACGGGGGGCAGCGCAGAGAGCCCCACCGUCUCCACCAUGGUCCACUUCCUGGGCCAGGAGGACGUGACCAGGCCGGCCGUCUGGUUGAGCUGGCUGAGCAACGGACACUAUGAUGUCCUCAUGGACACGCGUGUGGACAACCCAGAAUAUGAGAACUGGUGCAGAUGCUCUCAAAUGCAGAGGAUGCGGGACGAGGAGCUGGCCAUGUCCAUGGCGGCGUCUCUGUCCAAAAUGUACAUUGAGAAGAAUGGAGCGGCGUGAAUUGACAAUGACUCCUUAAUGUGUGCCUUAAAUGAUUAUUUUUAAUAAGAUGAACCGUAUGACAGUGAGGAUGCGUGAUAUUGAUGUGAGCGGAAUGAGCUUGGACUGUUUGGUUACGAGUUUCGUUAUUCCUGCACAAAAACUUUUACAAGAGUUUUAGAAAUAUUUUUGUCACGUUUUCUAUCUUAGUACUCCAAAUAAAACUGUCCCU